UUACGGCUCACUUAAUGCAACAUAUCGCACCCUGGGUCGGCGACUUCCGCAGUUGUCACGUCCUUCAAAGCUUCAAUUCCGUUCACAGCAUCCCCCCGACCACGAUUCGCUCCGCACUCACCUUUCCAUUUAACUAAAGCAAAGUCUGAUAAUCUGUAGAACUUCUACUCUGCAAAUCACAAUACGGUGUAAUGUCGCUCCAGCACUUUGGCAAGGGUGCCCUCCGCGUCGCCAAAAAUUACACCAAGGGUUACUCAGACACGCAGGCAAAAGUCCGGGAUGCAACAUCUAAUGAUCCAUGGGGGCCAUCAGGAACUCAGAUGAAUGAGAUCGCUCAGUUGUCAUACAAUCAGAAUGAUUUCGUCGAAAUCAUGGAAAUGCUUGAUAAAAGGUUGAAUGAUAAAGGCAAGAAUUGGCGACAUGUAUUCAAGUCACUCACCGUGCUGGACUACCUCCUACACGCUGGUUCUGAAAAUGUUGUCCUAUAUUUCCGUGAUAAUUUAUACAUCAUAAAAACGCUCAAGGAAUUUCAAUAUGUGGAUGAAGAUGCGAAAGAUUGUGGUGCCAAUGUCCGGCAGAAGGCCAAAGAUAUCUCCAACCUUCUCAGUGAUCCAGCACGUCUACAGGAGGAGCGCCGGACUAGGGCAAGCAUGCGCGACCGAAUGAUCAGAGGGCAAAGCAAUGGUUACGGAGAAGACGAGGUUGAAGAUGGUGGGAGGAGGAGCUAUGCACCUCCUCCUGGAACGCCCCCACGGAAGGCCAACCGUGGCGCCGAUCGCGAUGAAGACGAGCUCCGUAAGGCGAUCGAAGCAUCAAAAAAGACUCUUGCGGAGGAACAGGGCCGGAAAGCUGAGGAGCAAGAUCUUGCCACAGCAAUACGAUUAAGUGAGGAAGAGGAGGCGAAAAGACAUAAGGCCGUUGAAGACUCAAAUGCUCAUGCGUUAUUCGAUGACCAAGCGCAAAUAUGCAACCGCAAGUACACUGUUCAGCCUCAAUACACGAUGCAGCCACAGUUUACAUCAUUUAACCCAUAUCAACAGCAAGCACAACAGGAAGCAAUGCAGGCAGAGUAUUUGAGGCAACAACAAGAAUGGCUUCAUCAACAGCAGGAAGCUCAGGCUCAGGCUCAAGCUCAAGCUCAACAAGCGGCGCAAGAGGAGUGGUUCCGACAACAGCAACAACUUCAAGCUCAACAACAGCAGCAGCAGCAAGCCUUAUUUGCGCAACCGACUGGAUUCGGUUCUAAUAAUCCCUUCGCUCCUGCUACUUCGCCUAUCCCAGUAUCAUCAGGGACGCCAGUCAAUGGCACCUCUGGACCGUCGUUUAAUCUUCAAGGAACCUAUUCCAACUCGAAUACACCUUCUUAUAACUCUUCACCUGUGCCCUCACAAGUAUCAUCACCUUCCCCAAGUGUCAGCACAUCCACGGGUACAGGUGCGGGUCGUGGUGGUCCCAGUCGGGCAGACCAAGAGCACUCGCAUCUUGCCAGUCUAUUUGCCAACCGUGACGAUGGUCAAGAUACAUUCGGAAAUGUCGGCGCGCUGCGCUACGGGCACACGCAAGCGGGUCUGCUGGCAGCACAGAAGACAGGAUUUGGGACCCAAAAUAAUCCCUUCCAUUUGCAGCAGCAGCAACAGGGUCAGAAUGCAGAGCAGCCGUUUUUUCUCCAUCUGAGGAGAUAGGCGGAUGGGUAGACAGUGUAAUGUUGAUUUAUCGCUGGAUGAUGACUUGGAUUAUGAAUUUCCGUUUGUCCCUACGUGUCUCGGAUUUCUGUUGUUGUAUUUAUUACGUCUUUUCUUUACUUCCUGUGGAAUCUUCCGAUACCAAAUUUUACACUUCUGACUUUGUGCUCA
Molecule: messenger RNA, 1853 nt
Organism: Suillus subalutaceus
Lineage: Eukaryota; Fungi; Basidiomycota; Agaricomycetes; Boletales; Suillaceae
Exons: 6
Coding region: 192-1682 (496 amino acids)
Biological process (GO): endocytosis; actin filament organization
Cellular component (GO): endosome; plasma membrane; clathrin vesicle coat
Molecular function (GO): phospholipid binding; clathrin binding
Source: RefSeq, a predicted model, not a curated record